Messenger RNA from Brachypodium distachyon (stiff brome), 2003 nucleotides. RefSeq names its product RNA polymerase sigma factor sigB. The record is from RefSeq and is a predicted model, not a curated record. The transcript is spliced from 6 exons. Bases 151 to 1809 code for a protein of 552 amino acids. Gene Ontology annotation, molecular function: DNA-binding transcription factor activity. Gene Ontology annotation, biological process: regulation of DNA-templated transcription; DNA-templated transcription initiation. NCBI's taxonomy places the organism in Eukaryota, Viridiplantae, Streptophyta, Magnoliopsida, Poales, Poaceae.
UAUCCGAAGAGACCAAACAAAUCCCAGAAUCCAUCCGCACCGUCGCCCGGUCUCCUCCGCCUUCCUCUUCCGCCCCCGCUUCCUUCCUUGCCAUCCCCCAAUGGAGACCACCGACCCGAGGUGAGUCUCCCGAGCAGCCCGGGCUCCCCAAUGGCGUGCCUGGCGCCGCACUUCAAGUGGGCCCCGACCCCGUCCUGCGCCACCCACUCGCACCACCCUUCCUCGCCGUCCUCGUCCUCCAACUCCGGCAAGUGCUCCUGCCGCAGACCCUUCCGCGUCCAGUGCGCCGUCUCCUCUGCCGCUGCGGCGGUCGUAGACGCCGACCGCGCCACCGGAGGGCCACUCCGGCUCGUGUACGCCUCCCCGGAAUCCCCGCCGGUUCUCCAGAGAAAUUUUGAGUCAGCUCUGGCAUCAGAAGCAUUUCUGAAUGAAGAGGCUGUUGUAACUGCUGCAGCUGCAGAGGCAGUUGCUCUUGCAAGAGCAGCUGCAGAAGCUGCCCAAGAAGUUGUUCAUAUGGUACAAAAAAAUAGUCCCCAGCCCGUGCUUAGAGAAAAGAAGGCAGUGGAGAACUACUUGGCAAAAGAAAUUCUUCGCACUGAAAUGUUGUGUAGCAGUCUUGAUGAAUAUAGUGAUGAUGUUCUGUUAGAGGACUUGGAAUCAUCACAUGGUGUUUUGAAUGAUGAAGUUGAACUAGAUGACACACAGGACUAUAAGAGCAUAGCUGUGAAGUCUGAACGUCAGUCGGAGAGAAGAGCUCGGAGAACAAGAGCAGCGAUAAAAGCAGCUACAACAGUCCGUAGUUCACAAAAACUUGCAUCAUCCUCGAAGAAGAAGCGAUCCAAGGGUCCCACGACUAGCAUGAAUCCUUUAGGUUCCUUGUGGAAAUUGACUGGUCGGAAACUGCUUACAGCAAAGGAAGAGGUUGAGCUCUCAAAUGGUAUUCAGGAUCUCUUGAAGUUAGAGGCAAUCCAGGCUGAGCUUGCAGAGUACAGUGGUUGUCAGCCAACCUUCCCGCAGUGGGCAGCUGCAGCUGGAACUGAUGAGAAGACUUUGCGGAAACGUCUUGCUCAUGGUAUUUAUUCCAAGAACAGAAUGGUAACAUCUAAUGUGAGACUUGUAAUUUCUAUUGCCAGAGAGUUUGAAGGUCCUGGAUUGGAGCUUUAUGAUCUUAUUCAGGAAGGAAUGCAGGGCCUUAUAAGGGGUGCUGAAAAGUUUGAUGCGUCAAAGGGUUUUAGGUUCUCUACAUAUUCUCACUGGUGGAUCAAACAAGCUAUGCGUAAAUCUGUCUCCGAGCAAACCCAAAUAUUUCGCUUACCAGCUCACAUGGUGGAAGCAAGUUAUCGUGUGAAGGAGUGCACGAGACGACUUCGCCGUACACUUCAAAGACGACCCUCUAACGAAGAAAUAGCCGUGGACAUUGGUAUGCCCGUCAAACGAGUUGAGGCAGCAGUAAACCUCCCAAAGUAUAGCGUAUCUCUUGAUAGCAAAAUUGGUACCACGGACAUGAGUUACCAGGAGGUCACAGCUGAUCCCAGCGCUGAGACAGCUGAAGAGAUGCUCAACAGAAUGUCAAUGAAAAAGGAUGUGCAUCAGGCAUUGGAUGCUCUAGGCCCACGGGAGAGGCAAGUCGUGAAGCUAAGAUUUGGACUUGAUGAUGGUAGGAUAAGAACUUUGCAGGAGAUCGGCAACAUCAUGGGUGUAAGCAGGGAGAGGAUUCGACAGAUUGAGGCCGGCGCAUUUCGGAAAUUGAGGAGCAAGAAAAAGGUCAAGUCUUUGAGGGAUUAUCUAGUGCCUGUUGGUAACUGGUGAACCGUUCUUUUUGCCCACAGCAUGCAAUUUUCUUUCAAAUUUAGUUUCGGUUUUGAGGAUCCUUUACUUGUACCAUUUACCUAGGUCCUCUUGUGAAAUACAAUAUCAGAAUUACGAGAGAAAAAUAGUGUUAGUUCAAACGAAGGAAUCGAUAAAUUUUGCUGAGAUUCUCAAUGUUUAUCUCUCACUUUGAA